AUGCUAUAAUUAAUAAAUAUUAAUAAUACUGAGUCUAUUGUUAAAAUAUCAAAAAAAAAUAGCUAACCAAACUCUUCCUUAGAGGAAAAUUACGUACGUUAUUGUUUAGUGACUGAAGAUUAUUUAAAAGGAUUCGAGAGUCAGUAUAAAUAGCCAAAAUAGAUAAAUAGUGGCUAUUAAUAGUAAUAACCCUUCUAAUAACAGUCGAAUUAUUCAGGAAACUACCCUUCUUAAUCUAAUUAGAUAUACUAACAACAAUAACCUCUCUAAUAGCAUAGGAUAUAACAAUAAUUAUUUUAUUAGCCACCAAUUUAAUACUACCCACCAUACCAACAGGAUAACUAUCCAUUAUAAUAAUCUAGAUCAUAAUUAUAGAAUUAUUAAAACAAUAAUCAAAAACUUCAAAGUUUAACAUUUGCUGAUUGGGUAUGGCAGAAAGGUAUAAUACCAUAUAAUAUUGAUGAAUCCUUUACAUAUCAGAUGAGAAAGGCCUUAUAAUGAGCAAUUAACGAAUUUGAAUAAAAAACUCCUAUUCGAUUUGUUAAAAUACGUAAUCCUCGAGAAUAUAAUCAAUAUGUAAAAUAUUAUAAAAGCCGAAAUAAUUAGAGUUAUGUAUUAUGGAUUGGGAGAUCAUUAUCUAGAAAAGAACAUCCUGUUUAUAUAGAUGAUAAAUUUCCUUAUGGAACAUAUCUUCACGAAACAAUGUAUAUUCUGGGCUUUAAACAUGAAUAAUGUAGGUAGGAUAGAGAUAAUUAUGUCUCUGUAUAAUUUUCUGAAAAAAAUUCUCUGAACCUAAAGUAUUAAUAUGAAAAAAAGGGUUUUAUGAAGAGUGAUUAUGAUCCUCAAUCGAUUUUGCAUUACUAUUUAAAUAAAAACAUGAUAUCUAAAAGUGAAUAUAAGAAUUAUUAAUUUGGAUAAAGAUCAUAGUUAAGUGAAGGAGAUAUAAAUGCCAUUUAAUUGGUUUAUGGAAAAAGUUAAUGUACUUUUGAAGAUCUCAUAAUCAAUCGGAGUACAUUUUAAGAUCUACUUAAAACAAUUUUAAUUUAAACUUAAAAUCGUUUAUUUAGGAGUGUAAAGAAAAAAAUAUAAAAAGGGUGA
Paramecium primaurelia is the source of this 1098-nucleotide messenger RNA. Lineage: Eukaryota; Ciliophora; Oligohymenophorea; Peniculida; Parameciidae. The record is from the annotation of a GenBank genome assembly.